Rhipicephalus microplus (southern cattle tick) is the source of this 8832-nucleotide messenger RNA. It is a transcript of the gene NK7.1, whose product is annotated as homeobox protein NK7.1. Gene Ontology annotation, cellular component: nucleus. Gene Ontology annotation, molecular function: DNA-binding transcription factor activity, RNA polymerase II-specific; RNA polymerase II cis-regulatory region sequence-specific DNA binding. Gene Ontology annotation, biological process: cell differentiation; regulation of transcription by RNA polymerase II. The record is from RefSeq and is a predicted model, not a curated record. Lineage: Eukaryota; Metazoa; Arthropoda; Arachnida; Ixodida; Ixodidae.
AUGGAGAGCGGUGCGGCGGCCUCCUCCUACCCGCUGCACAGCUGGCACCCGCACGUGUACGCCCAGCCGCCCAAGAGCCCCACGCCGCACUCGAUCGCGCACAUCCUGGGAAUACGCGACGACACCCGGAACAGCGACCAGCCACUGAACUUGUCGUGUCCGGGACGCACGACGUCGUCGCCCGGCCUGGCCGCCUCGCCGAGGGCCUCGUCGGCACACGACGCCAAGACAUCGCCGCUGCCCGCACUCGGGACGCCCAGUCUGCCGCACGCCGAUGCCCAGCUGGCUCUGCCGAAAGGCGUGCAGCGGCCAGUGCCGGUGCCAAAGGGCGCCAAGCGAAAGAAGGAGCCCGGAGGCCGGGAGUCCGAGCAGCCGUCGGCGGCGGCGUCACCCACACCUGCCGUGACGAACCCGGGCGGCAGCCCCGGCGUCCCUUCCGGCGCCAGCCCCGGAGCCCCGCAGCCGCCGAACUCGGCGAACCGGGCGCGGCUCUCGGAGAGCCCCGUCAACGGCGGAGACAGCGGCGACAAAGCUGCCCGCAAGAAGAAGGCGCGCACCACGUUCACGGGACGACAGAUCUUCGAACUCGAGAGGCAAUUCGAGAUAAAGAAGUACCUGUCGUCCAGCGAGCGCGCGGAGAUGGCUAAGCUACUAAACGUCACCGAGACGCAGGUGAAGAUCUGGUUCCAAAACCGGCGCACGAAGUGGAAGAAGCAGGACGGCAUCUCCAAUGCCGAGGCGGCCGAGCUGAAGAUCGGCGAGAAGGCAGCCAAGGCUAAGGGCGCCGCAGCCGCUGCCAAGGUCUCGUCCAGUGAACAGCCACUAGGCCUGACCAAGGCAGCUGGCGGUGCCGGAAGCCCGCUGCUUCCAGCUGCCGGCAGCAACAGCUCGUCCGCGCUUAGCGUGAACCACCACAGCUUCUCUGGAACCAGCUCUGCCAAGCCGUCUCCGUGCGGCGUCAGUGAUCUCAGCAACCUUUCUUCUUCGGGCGACCGAACUGACGACAGCUCGCAGCACUACCCGCCCUCGUCCGACAUGGACAAGAUGGAGAAUGGCACCGCGGCCCUCAGCUCGGACGGUGUGGACGCCGCGUGCAGAGAGUCCUCCCCGAGUCUUAGCGCCGAGCAGCGGCCGUUCCGGGAAGCCACCGCCGAGCUGACGUCCCGAACGGGAGUGGCAUCCGCCGCCAAGCAGCACGGCGAUGGCUUCGGCAUCGUCCCCAGCCCAAGGUCGGCGACAGUGUUGGUUUGUGACGAAACGGACAAGUUUCAGGACAGCGGGCAGGUGGAACAGUGACCCGCGAGCCGAGACUAGAGCUUGCUUAUUCGGGGUGCUCGCUCUGGCUGAUUGCCUUCUCCACCCGUGGUGCACUCGCUCGUCGGGUCCCCGCCAGGAUUGUCGCCUGUGACGACAAAGUGUAGGGUGACGCUGCACAUGGCGCUGGUGGCCACGUCUUCCCCGGAAGGUGAAAAUCCCGCGUUGCCGACCUCUGGCCAGGACAGCUCCGAAGGGCACCGCGGGAACGGGGAGAGACGAACUGUCUUCUAAUGCCAUGUGAGGGUAGAUGCGACGGAUGACGAGCCGGUACCGUUGCAACCUGGAAUGGGAGUCGAGAUGAUGACGCUUUCAACAACCACAGUGAUCGCGAUCGGCCCUGGCGCAUUUUUUUUCUUUCCACUUCAAAGGCUGAAGGAAGACAAUGUGCAAGAGUGUGCCAUUAACUACCAUGUUUCACAAGCUAUUUAUUUUUUAACAGAUCACCACGAGAGCAAAUGAUUCAGUUGGUUUAUUCUGCUUGAAGUCACCGCUCCUGCCACUGAUUAACGUCACAAGAAGUUGGCUCUAUAGCGAGAUAGCACGCUCACAUGGAUUAACAAACAGUUGUUGGCAACUAACUUUUCUUAAAAAGUUGGCAAAUAUAAAUUGCUUGCCAGUUACCGCCUUUGGCAAAUGGGAAAUGCGAGCCAUUUAACGCGACACGCUAAACAAUUAACUUCUCAACGUGCUCGACGCAUAUUUGACCUGCUUGUUUGAAGCAUUGUAUUAUCUUCUGUUUGGUAAGGUACGAAUUUCCGAAGCGAAGCAACUUAUUGAAAAUGCGACUGGGAAACGAUUACGUGUUGAAACAGCGGCGCCACACUAUUUCGAUGUGAAGAUGCCGUUUAAGGUUUGGAAAAAAUCUUUCCCUAUUUUUCAACACUCUUUUGUCAAUAUAUUGCUUUGUUUCGCUCAUAGUCUUACAGCGUACGGCACAUCAGUAUUGUCUGAUAUAGCGGCUGACGGCUUGGCAAUAUUCAGUACGACAGUGUAGCCAUGCAUAGGCGCACUCACUUGAACAUGCGAUAACUGAAGCACACCGGUCAUUGAAAUAUUCGCGAAUGCGAAAGCUUUGACAACCCGGUUUAAAUAACAUGUCGAAAGGAUCGGCCGAAGUGCCACAAAAUAGCGCUGUUUCGAGAGUUUAUUGUCUUGUAGCAAGGUCACCUAAAAUGUCGCGAGUAAGGUUGUUUUUUUUUCGUUGUCUUCGCUGUUUGCGCUGCUUCAUUCUAAAGUGAAAUGUGUAAUGACUUCUUCGCGCAUUAUCAAAACUACUUAGUUUUUUUAGCACAGCUCCGUUUUGAUUAAAAGAGCAUUAUUUUUAUCUGUAAGCUAACACAGCGUUAAGCGUUUUCUUUUUUGUAAAGUAACGCAGAUUUGAGAGUUCUGCUGUUGCUCAACUAAUUAGAAAUACAAAGGUGAUACAAAGAGAAAGAGAGCAUACUCAAUACAUCUUGGCAUUUUGGAGAGAACCGAGGGGUCAUGCAACAACGUCAUAAUGGUUCGUAUGUUCAAAUUUCAGCCUAUCGCGAACCUGGAGGUAUUUUUAGCGAAGGAGUCCAGGAAGUACAGUCGCCAAUUUAUGAUCCAAGACGAAUAAAUCAUCGGUAAAUUUAAGGGAACGACAGUGCUUCUUCAAGAUCAUUUCUUAUCUCGCUAUCGGUUGUUAAGUACUCGGCCUAAAUAGCCGUGAAAUGCACCAUUACCCGCAUAUAGCUAUUUCUAAGUGGAGUAUUGGGGCCAUCCUGUACUACCGAUGUGUAUACUUAUCUGAAAAAAAAUUAUAGAUUUCUUCGGCGUGAAUGAUAUCUGUAUUAGGCCUCACGGCCAACUUUUUAUUAGGGUUCAUUAAUUGGUAGAAGACCGGUCAUACUUUAUCCUUUUCAGCUCUAUUGAGCCACUCGUAAUCGUUUUAAAAGAUCAAGUUAUGCACUUUCCAUACGCGUAUUGAAGCUUAAUGACUUCGUUAAGUGCAAAUAUGAGCGAAACAAUGCAAAUUGUUGUCAAUCAUGCUUUCCAGUAAUUGUAACAUCAUUUAAUUUAUGUAACUUAAAUGAAAUAUGAGAUAGUUAGAGGCUGUGACUUGCAGAAGAUGCAUAUAAUCAGAACCAGCACUUUGUUUUGAGCCAUUGGUUGGGGGUCCUUGAUGCUAUAAGCUGCCGCAAACACGUCUGAUGACCAUUUAGGGGUCUUCAUUAUAGCGUUACACUCAACGUGCACGAAAUAAACGGACCUGCGUCAUAUGAACGAAGAUCUGUACCAUUGACACUUGCAUGAGAAAAUGGCGAUACCAAUACUCGGUGCCAUAUUCUUGAGCGUGGAAUAAUGUAGACAUGUCUUCUACAAAUACUGGACUGACGCAGGAAGUCUUGCACGUGACCCGCUGUUAAACGAGUUUUUAUAAAGCCGGUACUAUCUAACAAACGCCAAACUAGAGGUUGGGGUGAGCGCACCUUCCUGAACAACAUGUACUGCCUCUAGAAAGAGUUUCGGUUCUGUUUUGUGCGAGGGUUAGGGCAAGGGGUAAAACCGUCAACAGUUGACGACGCUGUCCGUUCCAAUAAAAUCACUUCCGUUAGUCAUACUCACAUAUAAUCACACUAUCAGCACUAUUGUAAGCAUGUUUUCGCCGACUUUGUACAGCGCUCGAGUCGAGAUCACUCGCGUUUCACCGUAUUGAGCGAUGAUGUCAUCAAUUAUUGCGUGAUUGUAUAAAGUGCGUUGAUUUUCUGCCUUCGAAAGCGGAAGCAAAAAACAUUCAGGCAGUGCGCUUUCUCCUUAGUUCUGAAGGGCUUUGGGUGUACGCAGAAAUACAUUCUUUCGGCAACAACUUAACGGGAAUACCUUAAAGAAAUGAACGCACUCACUUUCAAACGCUUUGCUUUGGCUUCUGCGUGGUUGACAGUUCCUUUAGUGACAGUUACAUGUAAAUCGUCAAUAGAUUUCGUCAUAAUCCUGCUUUAAAGGUCACAAAUGGAAUACUAGCAGCGCUGCAAAGUAUUCCAUUCGGUACGGAAAAUAGGCUGCUUCUCACUUAUGCCGGUUGAGUAAAAUGGCAUGGUUUAAGGAGAGCAUGAACAUUCUGCUUCUUUUCGGCACGUAGGAUAUCUGCAGUUAAUGUUCCACAAACGUAAGCGAGCGAGAUGCUGCGGUAAAAGCUAUGAUAGUAAUAAGAAAGUGUUAUCCUCGUUUCUAAAUAUUUUGGCCCAGCCGUGCACUUUACAUAUUAAGGAGGAACUGUUCAAGCUUGUAUGUAAUUACAUUUUCUCAUGUGCCCUUGCCUUUGAUUGCGAGGCAAGGCGCUUGGAGUCUCACAGGGUAUUUACACACGACUCAUGCUAUCUGCAGGGCAGGUGUUUGCGAAUGAUGUAACUAGCGCGUGAGAAACAACCUCACCGGGGGCAUGAAUCUCUCGAACACGAGAGAUUUACGGCGAGUCGCUGAACAGAGGCGGAAUAUAGUCUCAAGCUUAAUCAAGAUUUCAAUAUCGCUGUCAAGGAACCACGUUCUUGCUUACUUCCCUGUUAACUAACGAACCACUUUCUGCCUUCUUUUAACGCGCUUUAUUGAAAGUUUACUAGCCAUUUCUUAUUGGACAUGAAGAAUUAGUUUAAGCAGGCUAAGUUUAUCAUGUACUCAGAUUUUUCUCUCAAUGAGUAGCGGCUAAAUGUUUUGCGCUAUCCCUGUUCAUUUAUGACAGGACGUGACAAAAUACAACGUUGCGCUAAACGGUGAAUGGAAAAUACGAAGUUGAAGUUUCAUCUGGAAAUACUCGUAGCAUUGGCUGAUUGCUGAUAUAGCGGCCUCGGAGUUACUUGAAGCUCACCUGUUGCGUCGUGUGUGCGUGUUUAGAGUCAGCGUUGUCCGUAUAUUACUACUGGUUCCCAUGUCUCCUCAUAACGUCAUUUUAAACGGGUGACUCGUGUUAGCCGUCGCGCAAGUUGCACUCUCUUUGAGCCGCCAGGCAUCAGGCUGGCGCAGUUGGACAAAAGGUCGAAGUGCCGAGUGAGUGUUGUUUAGAGACAUUUACUGGGUCAGGCCUUCAUAUUAGCCAUCGAUGAUGUUUAAUUUUGUUUUGUAUUUCUAAAGAACAGUCGUCCUUGCCAUAUACUGCAUUCUUGAAUGUGUGUCGAGAAUCGCGUAUUUAUUUGCAGAUAUAACAGAUAUAUAUAUAAAUAUGUAAAUAUGUAGCACACGAUACGCGCUGGAAAAAGUACCGCGAUGAGUGUCGUUAGUCGAGCUUAUUUUUUUACUACUGGUGUGUAGAGAGAAAUUGCGGUCUGCUUGCUGGUGGCGACGUAACGUACUUGGUUCGUCUUGGUAACAUUCGGUUCGCAAAGAUUCAAAAUAUACGAAAGCCUGUUGUGUAUGAUAGGGGGCGUGAAAAGAAAGCGAAUUCUGAAAGCUUUGAGGAACUUCCCGCGAAGGAUGAUUCUGGACUUUCAGGAAACCACUCACGACGAAUGGAGUGAACAAACUUUCCUCGAGGGUAGAUGACACGGUCGCGAGCAGUUAGCCUGGCAUUAGCCAUUCAUUGUAUAUUGAGCUGAUUGUUCUAGCGAACCGCUCCAAACACAGAGCAAAUCAAGCCAAGCAGUCCAGCUAUCGCUGAUAUUGUGAUUUUUCUUGAAACGCUAGUGUUAACAGUGUGGAUCAGUGCCUGGUAAUGGAGCAGGCAAGAAGACGCAUACUGUGAAAUCGAAAAAUUGUUAUUCGCUUGAAAUUGGCAGGAAACAAUAAAACAAUGUCCACAUGACUUCAUCUAGGUUCCCGUAUUGUAGUGGUGCGAUAUGAAAUCGAUUGGCAACUCGAAAUGAAGGAACGUUUAAUAAGCUAAGUUCUGCAAGAAUCCCGCUUUACUCGCAUGUCUGCUAACAAAUCGACAAUUACCUGCAUUCAAAAAUAAAGUCUCUGGUCACAUAAAAAUAAUAUUACGAUGAGAGAAACCAUAAUAGCGCGUGCGUUUAAUCCGUAUAGUGUGCGCUUAAUAUUGCGUGAGUUAUGAAAUUCGUAUCAAUGCAAUAUCUUGCGGGAAGAUCACACAUCGUAGCAAAUACAGUUAUCCUAGCAAAGGUUGAACGAAGACAGUCGCCUACUGUUCGGUGCCUACCAGCAUUGAGCCUGAGUGGAACAUAAAACUUGGCCAGGCUUUCGUCCUCCGUUUGGCGCAUAUCUGGCAUGUUCGUAUGGUCAUGCGUGCCUCGCGGGAAAUAGAUGGAAAUAUAGGAAGCGAUUCAGCGCAUCCCGAUGAACCUCUUCGGCUGCAUCGUGCUAUCAGAUCACAAACGCGAACACAAUACAACGUGGACUAGAGAGAAUGUGCGAACAAGUUUCUGGGCACUCGUCCAUAGUAGCAAGAAUUGAUCCUGACGAAGAGUGUAUAUAGAAACGAAUAGCUAUUCAGUUGAUUGUUCGUGCGUCUGUAUUUCUCUCUCUCUCUUAUUUGAAGUCACUCAUGCCAUGCUACGUACCAUUUUUAAUUGUCGUUGAGAAUAUAUUUGUGUUAAGAGAGACUCGGUGAUUUAAGUUUUGUGCAUCUAGUAGAUACUCCAGUGUUCGUUUCUUUUUUUCGCUUGAUCUCGGUGAUACACCUUGCGAUUUAAUCGCGCCAAAUCCGGUUGUAAACUUUGUUCAUUGUGCAAUAUAUCAUAUUUUUGUCAUUUUUUUCUCACACAGCACUUUGCCAAUACUUUACGCAAUUACUGUUAUCAAGGCGCGUACCGGAAAUGCAUAGAAGAACCGAGAGUUGGGUGAGUUGGUAUUCCAUUGUGGAUGACAUUUUGCAAAAAAAAAAAAGGACAAGAAGGAAAAGAGCACAGACCUGCACCUUCUGAACUGCAUAUUCUGAAAUCAUUUCGUGCAAAAUAUUUUUCAUUGUCCUGGCUUGAAGAAUUUUCAAAAGGUAACAGAACAAUGAAGAUGAACAUAGCAGCACAAAGCUUCCUGAGAGAAAUUACGUUUGUUUCACUGAGGUUCUGUCUUCCUACAUAACUCUGAGCUGAAUGUCGGGAGUAUCAGAGAGCCCUAUAGGCUAACAAGUAGAAGAGUAACAAAACGUUGUGCGUGAUAAUGCAGUUCCUCUAAAGAAAGUGUACUGUCGCAUAUGUUAAAGCACCGUACCGUGUCAAAUAACCCUUCCACUUUGUUAAAAGAGAGAAUCACCGAUACGGCAGCUCUUCUAUUACCACCAAGCCACCAACACAUGAAACAAUAAUAUGGUGGCCAUGAUGACUUAUCGUUAACGCCCAAGAGCACAUCACUGAAAAGCGCCCAAAACUGCAGCAAAGUAGGUCAGUUUCAUGUGUACAAUCAGCUCUGAAAAAGUUUAAUGUGAUCGCUGAUACCCAUUAGAAGUUUCUCAGUUAAUUUAUUAGAGGUUCAAAGGGAAAAAAUAAAGUACUAGUGCUAUAUACCUGCGAGGUUCCUUGGUUGUUUUGUUUGUUUUUUAUGAUAAAAGUUAUUAAGUUUUGUUGGUGCCUGAACUUAAUGAAGUCAGCUUUUAUCAUGCGUACCUCGUCUUCGCUCAACUUUGACCGGUUGAGUGAUGGCAGCGGCUGUAGGUUCAAGAGUAGUUCGAAAGCUAAUACGCUGGUUCAAGUAAUAAGAAGGCACUAUGGUAAAACAAUACAGUAGCAGUUGGAAAGAGAGACACGCCAAUACAACAGUACAUGACUCUGCAACGGCACGAGGCGUACAUAAAAAUGAACAAUGCUUGGUACGUAAACACUGACCUAGUCAAAGGUUCACUAAUAUGAAUUGCACUGCUUGGUUUCGAAUACAAAUGCGUGCGCGCGUUUCUGUUAAAAAACUGUGUUUUCUUUCUAUUAUACUCCAUGUCUGCAUUUUCAGCAAGUAUCAUAUUUGUUUCCGAUUACUCACGAACCAGAGUUACCUGUAUUUACUCCGCCGUGUGGCGCUAACAAUCUGCUUUGUACUCAGAAUCUCGCGGGAAUCGUGGCGUCUCGUUGGGUGCUGAAACUGACUGCGUGCAAAGGAGCGGAAUGGCACCCUGAUGCGAUUGGAUUAAACUGUUCGUUUAACGCGAUGAUUCGCAGUCAGGCUACUACAGAGUUCUAGUCAUUGUGAGAGACGCCCUUGGCGUUCUCUUACGCCAAAGAAGCCAUGGUGUCUAGGGCGCUACCUCUGCUUCAUGGAAGGGCACCCAGUUUUGGCAAGUCCAGCGAAGCAUUCACUGUAGUGUUUUACUUGUGCAAUGAUCCCGUGUCUUUGCAUGCAGUCCAUACUUCAUAGUCUACGUCCUGCAGAUUGAUACUCUGGAGUAGUUUUGGCUACGCCAGAAGUCCAUUUAGACUUGUGAACACCGCGUCAACGUUGUUCCAUGCAGCACUUGAGUGUUGUUUCCUUUUAUUUUUCUUGUAUAAUUGUGCCAUUUUUCAUGGUGAGGAUUGCGAUGAAGUGCGAAGCGAGUGGCUUCUGCUGUCUCCGCGUGCGAAAUGCGCGGAGAUUUGUAAGUAGAGUGUGAAUGCGUAGAUAUAAAACUGCUGUUGAAAUGAA